Messenger RNA from Elephantulus edwardii (Cape elephant shrew), 1404 nucleotides. RefSeq names its product 7-dehydrocholesterol reductase (gene DHCR7). The coding region runs from base 1 to 1401 and encodes 466 amino acids. The transcript is spliced from 7 exons. Gene Ontology annotation, molecular function: 7-dehydrocholesterol reductase activity. Gene Ontology annotation, cellular component: endoplasmic reticulum membrane. The record is from RefSeq and is a predicted model, not a curated record. NCBI's taxonomy places the organism in Eukaryota, Metazoa, Chordata, Mammalia, Macroscelidea, Macroscelididae. Gene Ontology annotation, biological process: cholesterol biosynthetic process; brassinosteroid biosynthetic process.
AUGGCUGCCAGGACCAAGAACGGCGCCUCUGACGGCAGGGCUGCGUCUCAGGGCCAGUGGGGCCGGGCCUGGGAGGUGGACUGGUUCUCCUUGGCGAGUGUCAUCUUCCUGCUGCUGUUUGCCCCCUUCAUCGUCUACUACUUCAUCAUGGCGUGUGACCAGUACAGCUGCUCGCUGACGGCGCCUGUAAUGGACAUCGUCGCCGGGCGAGCUCACCUCGCCGACAUCUGGGCCAAAACCCCACCGGUGACAAAGGAAGCGGCCCAGCUCUAUGCCACGUGGGUCACUUUCCAGGUCAUCUUGUACUCGCUGCUUCCUGACUUCUGUCACAAGAUCUUGCCAGGCUAUGUCGGAGGGGUCCAGGAGGGGGCGGUGACGCCUGCAGGCGUGGUCAACAAGUAUGAGGUCAAUGGGCUGCAGGCGUGGCUCCUCACCCAUCUGCUCUGGUUUGCCAACGCCUACGUCCUGCACUGCUUCUCCCCGACCAUCAUCUUCGACAACUGGAUCCCGCUGCUGUGGUGCACCAACAUCCUGGGCUAUGUUGUCUCCACCUUCGCCAUGAUCAAGGGCUACCUGUUCCCCACCAAUGCCAAAGACUGCAAAUUCACGGGCAAUUUCUUCUAUAACUACAUGAUGGGCAUUGAGUUUAAUCCCCGCAUCGGCAAGUGGUUCGACUUCAAGCUGUUCUUCAAUGGCCGCCCUGGCAUCGUCGCCUGGACCCUCAUCAACCUGUCCUUUGCAGCCAAACAGAAGGAGUUGCAUGGCCAGGUGACCAACUCCAUGGUCUUGGUCAAUGUCCUGCAGGCCAUCUACGUGCUGGACUUUUUCUGGAAUGAAACGUGGUACCUCAAGACCAUAGACAUCUGCCACGACCACUUCGGGUGGUACCUGGGCUGGGGAGACUGCGUGUGGCUGCCGUAUCUUUACACGCUGCAGGGCCUGUACCUGGUCUACCACCCUGUGCAGCUGUCCACCCCCUAUGCCAUGGCUGUCCUGCUGCUGGGCCUGGUCGGCUACUACAUCUUCCGGAUGACCAACCACCAGAAGGACCUCUUCCGCCGCACGGAUGGCCGCUGCCUCAUCUGGGGCAGGAAGCCCCAGGUCAUCGAGUGCUCCUACACGUCGGCCGAUGGCCAGAAGCACCACAGCAAGCUGCUGGUGUCCGGCUUCUGGGGCGUCGCGCGCCACUUCAACUACACGGGCGACCUGAUGGGCAGCCUGGCCUACUGCCUGGCCUGCGGCGGCGGCCACCUGCUGCCCUACUUCUACAUCAUCUACAUGACCAUCCUGCUGACCCACCGCUGUCUGCGGGACGAGCACCGCUGUGCCAGCAAGUACGGCCGGGACUGGGCGCGCUACACGGCCGCCGUGCCCUACCGCCUGCUGCCCGGCCUCUUCUGAGGG